Molecule: messenger RNA, 886 nt
Organism: Mandrillus leucophaeus (drill)
Lineage: Eukaryota; Metazoa; Chordata; Mammalia; Primates; Cercopithecidae
Product: retinitis pigmentosa 9 protein-like
Exons: 6
Coding region: 132-533 (133 amino acids)
Biological process (GO): RNA splicing
Source: RefSeq, a predicted model, not a curated record
CCAGUUAUGAAAAACCUCCUCCUGGGCUUAUCAAGGAAGAUGAGACUAAGCCAGAAGAUUGCAUACCAGAUGUACCAGGCAAUGAACACGCCAGGGAAUUUCUGGCUCAUGCACCAACUAAAGGACUUUGGAUGCCACUGGGGAAAGAAGUCAAAGUGAUGCAGUGUUGGCGUUGCAAACGGUAUGGUCACCGAACGGGCGACAAAGAAUGCCCUUUCUUUAUCAAAGGCAACCAAAAGUUAGAGCAGUUCAGAGUGGCACAUGAAGAUCCCAUGUAUGACAUCAUACGAGACAAUAAACGACAUGAAAAGGACGUAAGGAUACAGCAGUUAAAACAGUUACUGGAGGAUUCUACCUCAGAUGAAGAUGGGAGCAGCUCCAGUUCCUCUGAAGGUAAAGACGGAAGCACAAAUCUUCCAAGUCAAAUGAGAGUUCUGACUCAGAGUGACAAGGAUGUGACUUGUUCAACGUUCUCUUCUCACACACUGACCAAGGAACAGAGGAAGAUGCAGUCAGAGAAAGUAGCAGGAUAGAGAUGCAGAGACAGGAGGAUACGUGGGUCACAGCAGUGAGCUCCCACCUGCCUUCCAGUGAAGAUGUGACUCCAGGAGAGGGAGUGUCUCCUUCCAGGUGCUAGCUCUGGACAGCCGCUGAUUUUAGGUAGGAAAAGUUUCUUUGGUGUUGUCCUCCCUGCUGGUCACAUGAGUUUAUGAUUCCUUUGAAAUGUCUCCCACAGGGUGGCAGGACUGGGGGAGUCUCAGAGGUGUGUCUUCCAUGCCCUCCCACAGCUUGUGCCCUCCACAGUGUGGACUCAGGUCCCAUAGAUAUCAGGCUGGAGUCUUCUCUGUUGUUAAGAAUAAUAAAAGCUCAUUAUUUAUUUUUUAAA